Molecule: messenger RNA, 258 nt
Organism: Closterium sp. Naga37s-1
Lineage: Eukaryota; Viridiplantae; Streptophyta; Zygnematophyceae; Desmidiales; Closteriaceae
Source: the annotation of a GenBank genome assembly
AUGGCACACGCGGCUCGCAUCGCGCGACAGGCCGUGCAGUCCGCGACGAUCGCGCGCGUGCGAUUCUCCACGGAGGCGGCGAAAGCUUCGCGCGAGACGCUGCUGGUGGAGGACGACGUGGCGCUGCGCAAGUGCAAUCCGCAGAAGGCCGCCCUGGCCGCCUGCAACACUGCUGGCAACGCCGUCACGGCACUCGUGCUCGCAGCCGCAGCCGUGGACCUGUCGUACCGCGUCAUGAACGCCCGCACUGACCAGUGA